AUGAUGUUCAACACCACUUUUCUCGCUGCCGCCAUGGUUGCUUUCUCUGCCUUGACCGUUCAGGCCCAUGUCGGACUUUCGUACCCCUGUGGCCGUUACCAACCCGCUGCCGGAUGCCCUGCUCCUCCACCUGGCCAGUCGAUUGACUACGAUGUCAACGCUCCCAUUUCCACCUCGGACUCGAUCAACGCCCCUCUCUGCAAGCAUACGGUGCCAUACACUACGCGCACGACCUUCAAAGCUGGACAGACCAUUCAGACAAAGUACUCUGUCGGUGCCUCGCACGGCGGUGGACACUGUCAGUGGGCCUUGUCCUACGACAACGGCAAGUCCUGGGUCGUCGUCAAGACCAUGAUCCGUGACUGCCUCCGCGGCGCCCAGGGUUCGUACUCUGUCCCUGUCCAGAUCCCUGCCAACGCUCCCUCUGGCAAGGCCACCUUCAUGUGGCUUUGGAACAACGCCAUUGGUAACCGUGAGUUGUACUCGAACUGUGCCGAUAUCGUGAUUCAGGGCAAGAACGGAGGUCAGCUUAAGGGUGUUGCUCCCCUCAUUGCCAACCACGGCAAGGGCUCGCCUAUCAUUCCCGAGUUCCCCCUCACCACCCAGUCCGAUGGCAGCGACCUCUUUGCCAAGCGCAAGCCUAUCACCAUCACCGUCAAGGCCACGUAA
Linnemannia hyalina is the source of this 669-nucleotide messenger RNA. Lineage: Eukaryota; Fungi; Mortierellomycota; Mortierellomycetes; Mortierellales; Mortierellaceae. The record is from the annotation of a GenBank genome assembly.